GGAAGAAGGUGCAAUGCUGUCGGUAGGCAAGCCAUGGCUGUGAAGAUGGCGGCGGUUGCGUGGCUUCAGGCGCUGCCUGCCAUUCUGCUGCUUCUGGGGGCUCAGCCGUCCCCAUUGUCUCUCUUCGGUAUAGGACCGGCACCCGUCGCUGCUGCUGACCGAUCCAAGUGGCACAUUCCGAUGUCUUCGGGGAAAAGGUAUUUUAGUUUUGGAAAGAUCCUCUUCAAAAAUACGACUAUCUUUCUGAAAUUUGAUGGAGAACCUUGUGAUGUACCUUUGAAUGUAACCUGGUAUCUGAAAAGUGCUGAUUGUUACAAUGAAAUCUACAACUUCAAGGCAGAAGAAGUGGAGACAUAUUUGGAAAACCUUAAGGAAAAAAAAGGCUUGUCUGGGAAAUAUCAAACGUCAUCAAAAUUGUUCCAGAAUUGCAGUGAACUCUUUAAAACACAGAGCUUUUCUGGGGAUUUUGUGCAUCGAUUGCCUCUUUUAGGAGAAAAACAGGAGGCUAAGGAGAAUGGAACAAAUAUUACCUUUACUGGAGACAAAACUGCAAUGCAUGAUCCAUUGACAACUUGGCAAGACGCACCAUACAUUUUUAUUGUACAUAUUGGCAUUUCAUCCUCAAAAGACAAUCUACUAGGUAUUAAUCUUUUUACUAUGACUGUUGAAGUGAAGGGUCCCUAUGAAUACCUCACGCUUGAAGAUUAUCCAUUGAUGAUUUUUUUCAUGGUGAUGUGUAUUGUAUAUGUCCUGUUUGGUGUUCUGUGGUUGGCAUGGUCUGCCUGCUACUGGAGAGAUCUCCUGAGAAUUCAGUUUUGGAUUGGUGCUGUCAUCUUCCUGGGAAUGCUUGAGAAAGCUGUCUUCUAUGCAGAAUUUCAGAACAUCCGAUACAAAGGAGAAUCUGUUCAAGGUGCCCUGAUCCUUGCAGAGCUGCUUUCAGCAGUUAAACGCUCACUGGCUCGAACUCUGGUCAUCAUAGUCAGUUUGGGAUAUGGCAUAGUCAAGCCUCGCCUUGGAGUCACUCUUCACAAGGUUGUGGUAGCUGGAGCCCUCUAUCUUUUUUUCUCUGGCAUGGAAGGGGUCCUCAGAGUUACUGGGUAUUUUUCUUAUCCCUUGGCUCUGAUAGUAAACGUGGCCCUCUCAGCAAUUGAUGCCUGUAUUAUUUUAUGGAUAUUUAUUAGCCUGACUCAAACAAUGAAGCUCUUGAAACUUCGGAGGAACAUUGUAAAACUCUCUUUGUACCGACAUUUCACCAACACGCUUAUCUUGGCAGUGGCAGCAUCUAUUGUGUUUAUCAUCUGGACAACCAUGAAGUUCAGGAUAGUGACGUGUCAGUCGGAUUGGCGGGAGCUGUGGGUGGAUGAUGCCAUCUGGCGCUUGCUGUUCUCCAUGAUCCUCUUUGUCAUCAUGGUUCUUUGGCGACCAUCUGCAAACAACCAGAGGUUUGCCUUUUCACCAUUGUCGGAGGAAGAGGAGGAGGAUGAGCAAAAGGAACCUAUGCUGAAAGAAAGCUUUGAAGGAAUGAAAAUGCGAAGUACCAAACAAGAACCAAAUGGAAAUAGUAAAGUAAACAAAGCACAGGAAGAUGAUUUGAAGUGGGUAGAAGAGAACGUUCCUUCUUCUGUGACAGAUGUAGCACUUCCAGCCCUUCUGGAUUCAGAUGAGGAACGAAUGAUCACACACUUUGAAAGGUCCAAAAUGGAGUAAAGAAUGGGAAGAUGUGCAGUUGAAGAUGGCUAGUAUCUGGGAAGAGAUCAGCUUCUGUGUCAGUCUUUACACUACCCCAUGGGAUUAAAGGAGGCAGCGACAUCCUGAUCUGUUCCUUGAUCUUUGUGCAUUGGAGCUGGCCAGAGGUGUCAGAGCAAGGAGGACUUCUCAUUGAAAAUAAGUUCAUAGGAUGAGAAAAAUCUACAAGUUUCUUCUUUACAACAUUGAUGCCCCUUUCCCUCCCAUACUCUGACAUGGAUGUUUAUGCAACUUAUGUAUGUUGUUCCUGAGCCUUCUGUAAUGUUUAAAUUGUUUAAUCUGUCAGACUAAAAAGUUUAACAUCUUCUAAAGAACUGUGACAUCAACACCGUAAUAUGUAAUCUCCAGGAGCAACUGCCUGUAAUUUUUAUUUAUUUAGGGAGUUACAUAGGUGAUGGGGGAAAUUGUAAAUUAUCUUUCCAUUUCCUGGGAAGCCAAGGUAACAUCUUGCAGAGGUAGUUUUGAGAAAAAAAAAGAGUCCUUCUGAGUUAAGGAGCCAUGGUUCUAUGAAUGAUGAAAAGGACAGCAAAAAAAAAAAGAAACUGUUACAGUAUGAUUCACAUCAUUUAAAAAAGCAAAAUCAAGUGCAAUUUUGUUUACAAAUGGUGUAUAUUAAAGAUUUUUCUAUUUCAGAUGUACUUUAGAGAGAAAUAUUAGCUUAACUCUUUUGACAUCUGCUAUUGUGACACAUCCCAUUGCUGGCAAUGUGGUGCACACUCCCGAACUUUUAACUACUGUUUUGUAAGCCUCCGAGGGCAGCACUGCAGAGACCUAGGCAAUGCUUUGUUUGCCUUCUGCCAUUCACUGGGUGAUGCACUCCGCGCAGAGAGGCACUCCAUCAAAGUGCUUGUGAGUGAGCACCCUGCUAAAGGGACUAAUGCUUCACAAGCAGGAGCUAACACAAAGGAAACUGGUUCUCCUGGCUUAAUUUAAACAGUUUUUCCUGCAUGAAGUAGUGUGGAGGCCCUGGACUGCUGCUCAUCCUUUAGAUCGACUGUUCUUGUAUCUGGUAUUGGUUUAGAGACUGUUUAUAAGAGACAUCACAAGGUGAUGGGAUUCAUUGGAAGCACUAUAUUUCUGUUUUAAUGGUUUUGUCCAAUUUUGCCUUCUCAAGAUUUUUGUUCUACAUAGAAAGUUCAUGCCACUUUUUAAUAUAAAAAAAUUUUAACAAAAUUAA
Messenger RNA from Equus quagga, 2923 nucleotides. RefSeq names its product transmembrane protein 87A (gene TMEM87A). The record is from RefSeq and is a predicted model, not a curated record. Gene Ontology annotation, cellular component: Golgi apparatus; Golgi cisterna membrane. Bases 34 to 1707 code for a protein of 557 amino acids. Lineage: Eukaryota; Metazoa; Chordata; Mammalia; Perissodactyla; Equidae. The transcript is spliced from 20 exons. Gene Ontology annotation, biological process: retrograde transport, endosome to Golgi.